Molecule: messenger RNA, 3500 nt
Organism: Syngnathus acus (greater pipefish)
Lineage: Eukaryota; Metazoa; Chordata; Actinopteri; Syngnathiformes; Syngnathidae
Gene: galr2b
Product: galanin receptor 2b
Exons: 5
Coding region: 589-1725 (378 amino acids)
Biological process (GO): G protein-coupled receptor signaling pathway
Cellular component (GO): membrane
Molecular function (GO): G protein-coupled receptor activity
Source: RefSeq, a predicted model, not a curated record
AAAGUAGUAAGCUCAACUCAAUUUAGAAUCGUGUGGAACCUAAAUGAGUCAAUUAUAACGUUAAUUUUUGUGUGAAUUUCUUUUGUGUGCAAAAUUCCUGACCACUUGGUGGACUCUUGUCACGUUCCAUGUGAUGCAUUUUGAAUGCACACUUGAAGCUAAAACUGCACCUGCCUACAGUCACGUUCCAUUGUCCAGGGAUGUAUGAUCCGACUGAACUCUUCAGAAAUGCAUGGAUGACUCACAGCCAUCAUUGUGAUUUCUCCCCCCACCCCACCCCGACUGAACCGGACCGCGCGCUGUCAUCUCAGACAGUGAGCGCCUCAAGCAAGGUGCGCUGCAACACUUCAAACAUCAUCAUCAUCAUUUUUCCGAGACCCGGGAAGAUGUGCCACCGCAGCAUCCCUCAUCCCCUCGUCUUCCUGCAGGGAAGCGUGAGUGGAGCCUUGCCGAUAUGGGUGGGGGUGGGUUGUGAAGUGAGUGAGUGAGUGGGUGUGAGGUGGGGUAGCGGAUAGCAACAAGAAUCAGAUAGCGAGAGGCAGCGGAGGGAUUCGGGACUGCAGCGUCUUCAUCAUCCAGACUCCCAAAAUGUCCGACGUGGAGGAUUUGGCCGGACCGGGCGUGCAGCUCAACGCGUCGGGGAGCUACACGCCGAACCCGGCCAGCGUGAUCGUAUCAGUGGUCUUCUCGCUCAUCUUCUUGCUGGGCACGGUGGGCAACAGCCUGGUGCUGGCCGUGCUGCUGCGCAGCGGCCAGGUGGGCUACAACACCACCAACCUGUUCAUCCUCAACCUGAGCAUGGCCGACUUCUUCUUCAUCAUUUUCUGCGUGCCCUUCCAAGCCACCAUCUACUCCCUGGACGGCUGGGUCUUCGGCUCUUUCAUGUGCAAGGCCGUGCACUUCUUCAUCAACCUCACCAUGUAUGCCAGCAGCUUCACACUGGCCGCCGUCUCCGUCGACAGGUACUUGGCCAUCCGCUACCCGCUGCGCUCCCGAGAGCUGAGGACACCGUGCAACGCAGUCGUCGCCAUGGUGAUCAUUUGGGGCCUCUCCUUGGUGUUCGCCGGGCCCUACCUCAGCUACUACCACCUGAUCGAUUUCGCCAACAGCACCGUGUGCAUCCCCGGCUGGGAGGAGCGCGACCGCAAGCUCCUGGACACGUGCACCUUCCUGUUCGGUUACGUCAUCCCCGUGCUGAUCGUCAGCCUGUCGUACACGCGCACCAUCAAGUACCUGUGGACCGCCGUGGACCCCUUGGACGGCAUGUCGGAGUCCAAGCGGGCCAAGCGCAAGGUGACCAAGAUGAUUAUCAUCGUGACGGUGCUCUUCUGCAUCUGCUGGCUGCCCUAUCACGUGGUUAUCUUGUGCUACUUGUACGGCGACUUCCCCUUUAACCGGGUCACCUACGCUUUCCGCCUGCUGUCGCACUGCAUGGCCUACGCCAACUCCUGCGUCAACCCCAUCGUCUACGCGCUGGUCUCCAAGCAUUUCCGCAAGGGAUUCAAGAAGGUCUUUAGCUGCCUGCUUAGCAACAACAGACGCAACAAGGUCCACGUGGUGCACGUGGCCAACACCGUGCCGGGUUUCGAGGCGGCCUCCACCGAGGUGUCGCAGAUGAACGAGGAGAACGCCAGGCAGAACGAGUGCGAGAUGACCAACAGGCGCCCGGUCGAACCCCGGGAGCCUACGGUCACGCUCAACCUGCCCUUUCAGCACCCUACCUGAAAAUACUGUGCUCUCGUCCUCGUUAGCUGAGCUGGAGCUGACUUUUGGCAAGAGAGCUGGACCAGCAGAUUGCAGGACACAUGCGCAAAGAACAACUCACAGCUUCCCAUCCAUCUCCUAUUUGGAACCUCUCCCAAAAGUAGAGACUGGCAAGUACUGAUACGAGUCAGGCCCGUGUUAGCCGCAUUUCAAAGUAUCUGGUCCUCUCCUUCUAAAUGUAGCGAAAACUGCUAACAAUUCAGCUCAGAUACCUGUUAAAAAGUCCGUCUAGGUCUUUCAAAAUAUCUGUGAAUGUAAAAUACCAGGAGUAAAACUGGCUUGAAAUGACGUCGUGAACGUUCGACUCAAAAGUGCUUUCACCUUUUUUGCCUUAACCAUCCUCCGCACUUUAUACCACCGACAAUUAGCAGGAUUUUGUUGGCAAAAAAUAUGAGUUGCAAACUGACUUGUUUAGCUUUGUUGAAAAAUGCGCAGGUGUUUAUUUUUAUAUUUUGAACAAAAUAUGAGACAGCACUUCAUUUUUGUCAACAUUUCGUGUGGUACGUUUUGCGUCAUUGUUGAACUGUGUGCUUUGUGUUCCGCAUGCACGUUAAAAUAUUGAUCUAAUUAUCAUGAUGUAACAUAAAUUUGAUGUACGAAUUUGAAGAAUCAGGUGAUAGCAGUAUUAUUAUCCCAAAAAGUUCUGCUCACUAUUGCUUCCCUUAAUGAGCAUGUUUCUCUUUGGUGUUAUUUGAUAUAUUUAACUGGGUGUGUUUCUCUUGUUCACAUUGUGUAUAUUUUGCAUCUUUUUCUGCGGAAAACAUCUCUUUGCCACUCUCUCUCGUUAUGAUACAGUCGACAUGUCAGUGUGAUUAUGUGUUCUUUGGCCUACCUCAACAAUGUGAUUUUGUUUGUGUAUUUGCAACCAAUUUUCCUCUCAAAGGACGAAUGUUUGCGGAGCGUGUUUAUAUGUACUUAUAAGAUGACGUAAAAAGACAAAUUGAAUCAGAGUUUCUGCUGAAUUUCCAAAGUGAAAAGAUGCCAAAUGGAAACUUAGAAUCUAUGAAAAAAAUCUAGCUGACAACUCUGACAAGUUGGAGUGCGCGGCGCCGUUGCUACUGGCAACCGCACGGCCAUUUUCCUUUGGACGUUUUUUAAGGGUGGCUAAAUGUGUCAUUUGCGGCUGUUAUUUGCCACCGCGACCAGGCAGUCCAUUAAAAGUGAUUGCUUAAUAGCAAUGUUAUGUCCGUGCUAUUAUGUGGGCGGGUGCGUUUGUGAGUUGCGCUUCUGUAACGCGUGGAUGUGCUAGCAAGUUAUUUACUAAUUUAGUGCUUAUCUCACAGAAUUUCUGUAGAGGUUUAGCUAUAUUUUGUCAAAAAAGUAGUACUUUGUCACCAUCUUGUGGCAUCUAUUGUCCUGUUUCAUUUACUUGCCGAUUUCUUGCUAUUUAUGAGCUCCACCCUUGAGUAGCGGCGUCACGAAAAAGCAAAACACACUAAUGCUAGCUAGCUAAUACUUUGAAAUAAUUACACCACGUAGUCCAGUGUUGGUUUAUUGCAUGUUUUUAUUGUCCAGGUACCUUUUUUCAAGUGUUUUCUUUUUUCUCUCUUGGGAGGUUAUGAAUGUGCUGACUGGGCUGCUGGUUGAUGACACUUCAUGCCGCGCAUAUUUACAUACAAACAAGCAACAAUGGGAACAAUGAUGACAAUGAUAAUAAUAUUAAAGGCACUCUGAUGGUUGCUUUAUACAUUUGAAUGACAUUUGGGGGCUUGAAACUAAAACUGCUUAUCUCAUAA